Messenger RNA from Galleria mellonella (greater wax moth), 3539 nucleotides. It is a transcript of the gene knk, whose product is annotated as protein Skeletor, isoforms B/C. The record is from RefSeq and is a predicted model, not a curated record. The transcript has 13 exons. Bases 128 to 2197 code for a protein of 689 amino acids. Lineage: Eukaryota; Metazoa; Arthropoda; Insecta; Lepidoptera; Pyralidae.
ACACAUUGUCAAAAAACCGGAAACAAGUUAGUCAAGCAAAUUUUACUUAUACUUCUUCGAAAAGUUAAAAUGUAAUUGUUAACUUUCACAUAAAAACUUUAUUCAUUGUUAAGUGUAAGUUAUAGAAAUGACACGAGAAAUGUUAAAAUUAUGUUUAGUUUUAGUUAUAAUCAUCGCACAAAGUCAGUCACAGGAAGACGAGGAUGGCCCAUACCUAGGCAAAUACAUUGGUAAACUAAACACGUAUCACCAUCAGGUUUCAGGUGAUGUAUAUGCAGUGGAUGAUUGGACAAUUCUAUUAGUAAAAUUCAAUUAUGAUGGUACUGGAGAAGACACAUUUUUCCGAGCUGGUGACUCGGGCCGACCUGGCCCACAAGGUUUUAUUAUCCCGGACGAACAUGGCAAAACAAACAUUCUGGAGCGCUACCAUGAUGCAGAGCUUCGGCUGUCCUUGCCGGAGGGCAAGCGACUAUCGCGCAUUAAGUGGUUCGCAGUAUACGACAUCGCCAGUCAAAAUGCGUUUGGGGAUGUCUACGUGCCUGAUGACUUCGAACCACCAGCGCCGCGCUCGCUAGGUGCGCUAGCCGCUUCUGGCUCGCCUGCCGUCUCUAGCCAACCGGUGCAGGUGCUCGAUUCCGUCACUAUCCUUAUCCCUGAACUUCGGUACGACGGGAGCGGUGAAGAGGUUUACUUCUGGACGGGCAACGGAGCACAACCAUCCGCCCACGGACAGAUAAUACCUGAUGAGUAUGGAUACUUGGAGCCGCUGCGAGUAUACCGCGGUGAGGACGUGCGUUUACGGUUGCCUGGUGAUCUAACGGUAUCGCGUAUCGACUGGCUCGCACUGUGGGACAAACCAAAUCGCCGCGCGCUUGCUUCUGUGCUUAUACCGCGAGCGCUCAACGUACCGCCAGCACCUGUGCGGCUACUGGAGUACAAAUCGACACUGCCUAAUUGCAAACAACUGCACCGAGAUUACCAGGUAUCCUGGGAAGUGUUCGGCAACCAGAUUACGAUAGAGCUCGCUGCUCAGAUAGAGGACGACGAUUACAUGGCGUUCGGGAUCUCAGGCAACGCGACGCGGUCAGCGAUGCUGGGCGCGGAUGUGGCGGUCGCGCAGUAUUCACGCACGUUACAGUCCGGGGUCGUAGUCGACUAUAACAUCACCGCCGUCGCGCCCUGCGUACAGGUGCUGGGUGCUUGGCGCGGCGUAUGCCGGGACACGCUGCUGGCGGCGCUCGACUCCAACCAGGUGUUCAGCGCCGUCCGCGCCGACUCGCUUACUCGCGUCACCUACCGCCGCACGCUCAAACCCGAGGACAGCACUGACCUAGAAUGGGUGACGAGUGGGCCCGCGUACGUAGUAUGGGCUGUGGGCGCACUAGACGAGGCCCGUGAGCCUUCCUUCCAUCGUCUGUACCCGCGCGGAGAUGUCGUCCUGCGACUAAUACCGGCCCCCGCUCCCGCCUAUGACUGCGUGCCCUUCACUGUUGGAACGACGGAAGGCGCGGCAGCGUGGGAAGUGGCGGAACUGUUCGAUCCUGCGCUACGCGUAUUCCACUUCCGCCUCGGUCCUAGCGGCGGCCGACGAGGUGUAUCAGGGAGGCCGGGCAGACGUGCCGCGCCGCCGCUCGCCUGGUACGUCAACGGACAGCUCGCGCCUGAUUUGCAGUUGCGUCGUGGCCUUCAAUACACUUUCAAGGUGUACGGCGGCAAUGACCCGCACUCUGCCGAUGAGUACCACCCGCUGAUAGUGACAGCGGAAGCCACGGGCGGACUUGAGCGAUUAUCAGCAGCGGCUCAACGGGCUACGCGAGUGUUAGCCGGCGUGCAUUACCCUCGCCGCGGUAGAUUAGCGCCCGCGGCUGCCGGCGGAUUAUGUAUUGGCCGUCGCCCAGUCACCGCGGACGCGAGACGCGACGACGACUACGCGACUUUCCGCUCAUUCAAUCGCUCCCUACUCUGGGAGUGCGCAGGCACACCUGCCGACCUGUCAAUCACACCCAAUUCGUCGUGGCCGGACCUCGUCUACUACAACUCUUUCACGCACGCAGGUAUGGGUGGGCGGAUCUUCAUAGUGGACCGUCAUCGCCGCAACAUCGGUCGACGCAACAACGCCCCCCUCCCGACAACCGUCUCGCCCGCCGUUUUUAUCACCCUGCUAACAACACUCACGCUUCUGCUGUGGCGACCAUAGUCAAAAGCUAAUGCUCAUAAUAAUGCUCAAUUCAAAGGAAAGCAUGAAUCUCAUUGCAGAUACCUAUCCGGGGUGAAAUCUAUAAAAUUUAUUUAAAAAUAUAUCUGUAUAUCAAGACAGAAACUAAGUAUUGUGACUGAAAGAUAAAUCCAUAUCACAAAAUAAAGUGAUAUAAAAUGUGUUAAAAGAGCAAUAUUAUAUUCUGACUCAAAUAUUAAUAAUUUUUCCCUUAGCGAUAAAAACUGUAUGCGAUAUUUGCUUAAUAAUUAGUCACGCUGCUUCAUUGUACAUAAUACAUUGUAUACAUAUACUUCACAGGUACAAAUACCUAAUAGACAAUGAGAACAGUAUCAACAGAUGAACGAAUUUAUUUUUAUAAACUUGGAUACUUAGGUUUAAUUAAAAUGUACAUACUAUAGGAAUAUAUUUUUUAUAAUGUAUAAAAGUGGAUUUGGACUAAGUCAAAUAAUUUAUUAGUCUCUACUUUUCCUACUUCUGACUUGCACUAUUCCAUUUAUUUGCGUUUUUAAUUGAAACUUCCAAAAAUUGUCUCUGCGCAGUUUGGAAACCAAAUACUAAUAAAUUACAUACACGCAACUAUAGCCUACUUUAAGAAAUGACCUUUUAAAUAAUAAAAGAAUAUUUUUAAUCUGACUAAUGGUUCCAGAGAUCAGCGCGUCCAAAAUAUAAAUAUGGUUUGCCUUACUAUGGCGCUCACUAUUUUAAUAACCCCGUGAUGGAUUUAAUACAAACUUUUUAAAAAUCGAAACUAAUUCCGGUCAUGUGACUAUAAACUUGUCUAUGUUUGUAGUAAUGCUUUAAUUUGGGGGUAGCUCAAAUUAAUCAAUAAAAUUAUUCUUAAUAAACCUUACCCGUGAUCUAAAUAAAUAAGACUAAAUCCACUUUAAAACUCGUACUCAAAAAAUGAUGUUUCUUUUAAAAAAUAAGUAUUCUUGUAAAUAUUCUUUUAAACUAAGCACUAAUAUUAAACUCGUAGAUAAUAUACUCUUAUUUGGAGUUCAAACAAUUAUAGAAAAGGCUAGUGUGUAUGAUAUUGGUGCUAAUUUAUAUUAAAAACAUACUAUAAUUAUAUAAAUUUUAGUAUAAUAAAAUAUAUAUUACUUGUAAUAAAUUAUUUUUUAUUUUCUCUGCUAACUUUCCUGGAAAAAUAGUAACUAAUACCCAGUCAAGUGUGAGUUUAUUCACAAACGGAGAUAAGGUUUCCAUAUUUAAAAUAAUCUAUGAGAACGCUAAUAAAGUCAGGUCUAUUAGCCUGUCGUGACGAAUAUCAGAGGGAGACUUUGUACAAAAGUCAAUUGCUUGGGUACCUCUGUCCCAUUCG